This is a messenger RNA of Aethina tumida (small hive beetle), 1746 nucleotides long. RefSeq names its product putative leucine-rich repeat-containing protein DDB_G0290503. The record is from RefSeq and is a predicted model, not a curated record. Lineage: Eukaryota; Metazoa; Arthropoda; Insecta; Coleoptera; Nitidulidae. The coding region runs from base 109 to 1617 and encodes 502 amino acids. The transcript is spliced from 8 exons.
CAAAUGUAAUCCAUGCCUGUCAGACUUUCUACAUUUUGAAUUAAAUUAUUCUUCAUUAGACACUUAAAUUUAUAGUUCAUCCUCCAGGUGUUUGACGACGGGGUCGCCAUGUCUCUUCGAAUGGAGAGCGAGCCGGGGGAGAGUGGAAGCUCCACUACUCUUUGUAAUGACGUAUCCAGUGAGAGGCUGAGUAAAUGCACCUAUGUAGAUGAGGAUAAUUCAAUUAUAUUGAAGAAGUAUAACGAACAAUACCGGCAACUAAAGAAAGAAAAUUUUGAUCUCAGACUCAGCAUGUACUUGCUAGAAGAGGAUCUCGCAAAAUACAGGAAAAUAUUCAUCAACCAGAAGCAUGAAAAUGAGAUAAUUGAAGAUCUCACUCGGCAAUUAGAUGAAAAUAAAAUUCUGCUUCGUAAAGCACAUGAAGCAAUAAAUCAAAAAGAUGACGACUAUAUAAGAAAAUUGCAUUAUAAAGAAGAACAACUAUGGCAAUACAAAAUUGAAUCUGAAAUAUUGAAGAUUCUAUUAAGCGAAUUUCGUAAUCAGGAUAAAAACAAGCGUGAAAUCAAUAGCGCAGGUCUUCUUUUCAACUCUUUAGACCACUCAAUUUCCCUUAAUUCAUCACUAUCAAGACAUGUAUCAUAUUUAACACCCAGGAGGAUAAGAACACAUGAAGGGAAGUACUGCCGAACACCAUACGCAAGUUUCUGUAAUGUUCAGAGAGCACAGCAAAAGUGGGAAGAAAAGUCAAAUUUGAGGGCUAACAAAGGAUCGAGGCAAAUGGGUUCCGAUAAUCAAAAGAAACUUCAAGUGUUGGAACGAGAGAUCUCAACAUUACAACAGUCAAUGUAUGAAAAAGAUCAUAUCAUCAAUUCCCUAGAGAAGAAUAAUACGGAACUACAUGAUAAAAUGUUGAAAGUGAUCGAUAACGCUGAUAUAUUGGCCAAAGAACUGGAUCACGUUAGUAAAUUCUCCACAGACCAGAUAAAUUUGAUCGGCGAGUUACAACAAAAAACAAAGUCACUGCAUGUAGCCAUGGAGGAGAAUCAAAAGAAAACGGAUCUAGAAAAACUUGAAAGCGACAAACAAUUCGACGAUCUCAAAGAACAACUCAACAUCGUUGAAGACCGUCAUUGUGACUCUUACGAACCGGUACCUCAAUCGUCUACCGAAAUUAAACCGUCGCAGGUUGAAAAGGAAUCUGCGGAGACGUCACGUCAGAAAUGUUACGAGGAUCUGAAGGAUAAAAUUUUUGAAGUUAACAGCCUGACCAAGAAACUGGAAAAGUCCGAGUGCAUUUCAGAAGCAUUAGCCAUGCAAAUUGGGGAACUGAAAAAUAGAGUGAAACUGCAGAAGGGCAAUGCAGAGAAGGAACGCAUACGAGCCAACAGCAUCAAAAGCGAAUAUGAUGGUCGUAUCGUCAAGCUCGAAGAACGCAUCACGAGUCUCGAAACUCGGAAGGAUCGUUACAAACAAAAAUUGCACGAUACUGACGAAAGACUUAACGAAAAAAUUACUGAAGUCAUGCGCUUGCAGAAACUUAAUGUCCGCGCAGAAAUUCAAAUUCGCGAGCUUCGCAAACAGCUUCAGAACCCUCACUACAGAGUUGUUGGCCUGUGAAAGGGAUAAUUGUACGUCACGGAGUAGGCUCCACGUUAAACUGAAGUCGCACUGGCUUUAGGCGUGGAUUCUAUAUUUUUAUACAUAGUAGUUAUUAGGACUUAUUAAUAUACUUUAUUUAAAAAUAUA